Anopheles stephensi (Asian malaria mosquito) is the source of this 2094-nucleotide messenger RNA. It is a transcript of the gene Pef, whose product is annotated as peflin. Gene Ontology annotation, molecular function: calcium ion binding. Gene Ontology annotation, biological process: COPII vesicle coat assembly. The record is from RefSeq and is a predicted model, not a curated record. The coding region runs from base 192 to 833 and encodes 213 amino acids. The transcript has 3 exons. Lineage: Eukaryota; Metazoa; Arthropoda; Insecta; Diptera; Culicidae.
UCGCUCAGCUCAACUGUCAGUUGGUGUAGUACGUGCAGCGACGGCGAAAAAAAAGGGUCGCGUCGGAAGAGAAGGCCAAUUGUGUGUCGGUGUUGUCCGCGUUCGUUUUAUCUAAUCGUGAUUAAGUUAUUGUGCCUAAUUGUAGGUGAUUACUGUGCGUCCGUGCGUGCACGAAAAACACAACUCCAGCGAUGGCUUAUCAGGGAGGAUAUCCGCAACAGCAGUAUGGUGGUGGCGGUGGCGGCUACGGACAACACCCGGCGGCUGCCGCUGGAUACGGUGGUGGCUAUGGGGGUUACGCACCACCACCACAGCAACCGCCCGUCAAUCCGGAAAUUCAAAACAUCUUCCGAAACAUUGAUAAGGAUAACACGGGACGCAUUAACAACCGGGAACUGCAGCAGGCACUCAUCAAUGGACGGGGUGACCACUUUUCCGAUACCGCCUGUAACCUGAUGAUCAGCAUGUUCGAUCGAAACAAGACCGGCACGGUCGAUAUCUACGACUUUGAGAAGCUAUACAACUACAUCAACCAGUGGCUGCAGGUGUUUAAAAACUUUGACCGCGAUGCGUCGGGCCACAUCGAGGAGUCGGAACUGACGCAAGCGUUGACGCAGAUGGGCUUUCGCUUUUCGCCCCAGUUCAUACAGUACCUGAUCGCGAAGAACGAUCCAAUCAAUCGGAAGGAAAUCUCGGUGGACCAGUUCAUCGUGACCUGCAUCCAGAUACAGCGCUUUACCGAUGCAUUCCGCGUGCGCGAUACGGAGCAGAAGGGCAUCAUUACGAUCGGAUUCGAGGACUUUCUAGGCAUUGCACUGUCGAUGUGUUCCUAAAACUGUGCGAGCGGGGACAGUUCUGGCCGAAGGAUCUUCGCACCCGAUCUUGAACGCUCUAACCUAACCGCUAUCGUUUAAAGACACACAUACAAAAACACACACACACACUCACAGGCAGCUACUACACUCACUGUACACGCACGGUGAAGAGAACACCUGUGAAAGUAUUCUACUAAAACGGACAAAGCGAGAAAUUUACGCCGAAGGGGGAAAAAGUGUUGUCAACGGUGAGCCUUAUUCAGUUGAAUGGAAUACGCUUUUGUGAGAUUGAAUCAAAAUAACCCACUCAGAACAAACAAACAAAACAAACAUUAUGAGCAUAAUGAUGUGGCGGAUAUACGGUAGCCGCUGCUCGAGAUAGCAGGGAGAGAACCUUACAGCGAUUAGCUUACAGAAAACAAGAAACAAUCAGUCAACAACGUCAGAUGCCCAAACGGUAAACAUUCGUUAACAUCGUACACGUACUCCACUUUGCUCCCCCAAAAACACCAAUCAUUUCAUCUUAUCGUACAUUGAUUCAUAAGGGAUUCAUCGGUUAGCAAUAGUUUUGCAGACAGAACCUACAGCAACACCGACCAGUUCCACUAUCUAAGGAGUACCGAGCGAUAAAAACCGGCCGAUACCGAUAUGCGUCAUAAUUUAUCUAGUUUAAAUGGCAUGUGCUUGCAAACACGCUGGGAUGUGAUGAGGACGCGAGAUAGAGUGGUAGCGGGUAGUAGAUCUUGGCUAGAAUGCAGUCAGAUGUGUGGAAGGGGGCGGGCGCAGACACAGAAACACACACACACACACACACACACACACACACACACACACACACACACACACACAAACAAACACACGUACACUCUCAUAUACAGCUCUUGGUUAGCGUUAAGGUUCCUUUCGCUCUGUGUUGCUGGAGCAAGUUGUAUCUUUUCCGUUGGAUUGGCAAUGGGAUGGUUUCUGCGCACUGGAACUGUCCGUGCCGUCGUCGUCGUCGUCAUCGUCGUCUGAUGUGUGUGGUUCAUGAAAGUUUUUCGCAACCGCCCGGCCCGAACGAGAUGAACGCGCGGUAACAACGACGAAAAGUUUAUUGUAUUUUAAUCUAUCGGUAAUAAAUGUACUAUUAUCUACUUCACUGUUGGAAUUUUCAAAUGAGAGCGCGCGAGAAAAGAGAGUGCUAAAGUUCUGUGUCACUUCUUCAGUGUUGUUUAGCGGCAAAUGGUUUUAGAUCGUCUUCGUUGUAAAAACUUGCAAUAAAAUCCUAUUUUUAAAACGA